This is a messenger RNA of Cylas formicarius (sweet potato weevil), 3052 nucleotides long. RefSeq names its product ionotropic receptor 40a-like. Gene Ontology annotation, cellular component: membrane. Bases 550 to 2934 code for a protein of 794 amino acids. Gene Ontology annotation, molecular function: glutamate-gated receptor activity. The record is from RefSeq and is a predicted model, not a curated record. The transcript has 15 exons. NCBI's taxonomy places the organism in Eukaryota, Metazoa, Arthropoda, Insecta, Coleoptera, Brentidae.
UUUUUCGUAUCGCACGCAAAUUUCUUAAUUGACUCGUGGAUUGACAAAUUGGCCGGUGUAGAGCAAUUCCGCCAAUUUGCUUAUGAAUGAUGUGUGUUUAUAAUUAUGCAAUUUUAUCAAUUUUCACGCUCAAACGGUGUGUGACCAACAUUAGCGACGUUUUUUAUGCUGAAUGGAUGCGAAAUGAAUGAAUCGCCGUUAAUUUGAUGAAAUCAGUGUGCGAAAUAUAACAUUAAUAUACUGGCUGUCCCAGUAAGGACAACAAGGUAAGGUCAACAGAAAUUUGAAAAAAAAAGUAAAUCACCAGCAAGAAAAACCAGGAAAUUUAUUUUCGAGGACCGAAAGUCAAUUUCAAAAUCAAAGAAGUGCUGUAGGAAACGCAGUGGCCUCUCAAACGUUUUUUUAUUGAUUGUAUGUUAUUUAUUAUGUAUCAUAUUAUUUCUAUAAAUUUCAGAACCUCUAUACCUACAACUACUACAGACUUCUUACACUUACAAGUUGCGUUGGUGAGAAUUUUUUGCACUUUCAAUCCAGUUGCUUUUCGAAGCCAUGGUUCAAUUUUUUGAUACUAAAACAACCGAAAACACAUUUAGCGGUUUACUGUCGCGAAAUAGCUACCUGAGCAAAAAUCCAAGUAUAUUGAGGAAACGGCGAAGAUACAGAAUAUAUUAUAAUCAAGCAAACUCCCAUAAAGAACACACUUUGGAUAUGAUUAACUGGUGGACUAAAGAAAAGGGACUCUUCCAUCACCCCACAAUACCCCAAAGAAAAUCGAUCUAUAAGGAUUUUCACGGAAAGACGCUCAAAGUUCCGGUCCUACAUAAACCGCCAUGGCACUUCGUUCGGUACUACAACGGAAGUCGCAACAUGGCGUUUGAGGUGGUAGGAGGUAGAGAUGAUAGAAUAUUAUCGCUUCUAUCGGCGAAACUUAAUUUUAGGUAUAAAUAUUUUGACCCUCCGGAGAGAAUUCAAGGCUCGACGUCUGAUAAUGGUGCUUUUAAUGGAGUCAUGGGUUUAAUAUCACGAAGGGAGGCCGACCUGUUUAUCGGUGAUGUCGGAUUGACAUACGAAAGGUCCAGUGUCGUAGAAUUUUCGUUUAUAACGCUCGCCGACAGUGGUGCCUUCGUUACGCAUGCUCCGAGUAGACUGAAUGAGGCGCUUGCACUCCUUAGACCAUUUCAGUGGGAGGUGUGGCCAGCAAUCGCAGUUACUUUUCUCGUAUUUGGACCGUUCCUGUACGCCGUCAUAGCUUUACCUAAUGCUUGGCACCCGAAAUUUAUAGUACAAUCGCAAGCCAGACUGUUCUGCGAUUGUACCUGGUUUACCGUCACAAUUCUUUUAAAACAAACAGGCCGAGAACUAAGCUCUACGCACAAGGCAAGAUUUUGCAUUGCUUUGUUAUCAAUUUCCGCCACUUACGUGAUAACGGAUAUGUAUUCGGCGAAUUUGACGUCCCUUUUAGCGAAACCUGGAAGAGAAAAAUCGAUCAAUAACUUGUACCAACUGAAAAGCGCCAUGACUUCCAAAGGCUACAGGUUGUACGUAGAGAAACACAGUCCCAAUUUAGAUUUGCUGGAAAACGGAACGGGAAUUUACGAGACGUUGUGGACGCUCAUGGAAUCGCAACAAAAAGAGUACGUCGUUGAGUCGGUAGAGGCGGGAGUGAAGAUGGUCAAGUAUUGUCGAAACGUCGCGGUCAUGGCGGGGAGGGAAACUUUAUUUUUCGAUGUCCAGCGGUUUGGUCCCAAAAAUUUCCAUCUCAGCGAGAAACUCAACACGGCCUAUUCCGCCAUCGCCCUCCAAAUCGGUUGCCCUUUUAUCGAGGAAAUAAAUAAGUUACUUAUGACGAUCUUCGAAGCAGGCAUCAUAACGAAAAUGACCGAAAAUGAGUACGAGAAACUAGGUAAACAAAAGAAUAUCGUCGACGUUGAAGCCCAGGAAAACGAUUUACCUAAUACAAAAACGGAAACCAAGAGAGCCGCUAAAGCGACGGAGGACAACGAGAAGCUCAAACCGAUCAGUCUUAAAAUGCUCCAAGGAACGUUUUACCUACUUUUUAUAGGAAAUGUGUGCGCAGGUUAUAAAACAAUGACGUUCCUUAAAGGUAGAGCAUUACACUAUGUUUUCAAAGUUGCGGAUAGAAAGGCAACUAUGGAUUUUUACAGAAAUAUUCUUGGUAUGAAAGUAUUAAGGCACGAGGAAUUUAAGGAAGGUUGCGAGGCGCAAUGUAAUGGCAAAUAUGACGGCAGAUGGAGUAAAACGAUGGUAGGUUAUGGACCAGAAGAUAACCAUUUUGUGUUAGAACUUACCUAUAAUUAUGGUGUUCAUCACUAUGAAAAAGGCAAUGAGUUCUUAGGCAUCACAAUAAAAAGCAGUGAAAUUCUUAAGAGAGCUGUUGAGCGUAAAUGGCCAAUUUUGGAAGGAAACACUUUAGAGGCACCCGGCGGUUAUAAGUUUUUCAUCAUUGACGCGCCUCAGCCCACCGGUGAAGAUCCUGUCCAAAAAGUUACACUCGCUUCUUCCAGUCUGUCCAAAUCAAUCAACUACUGGAAUGGCAUUUUGGGGUUGACGAUUUUUGAUAGGACUGAUAAAUCUGUACUAGUCGGAUUUGACCAAAAUCAAGCAAAAUUGGAGUUAAAAGAGACGGAUGGUCCGGUGGAGCGAAAACAGGACUACGGUCGUAUCGCGUUCUCCAUUCCACACGGAGAACAGGAAAAAUUGGCUAAACAUAUCGAAGAACACAAACAGACGGUUUUGACGCCAUUAAUUUCUCUCGAUACUCCCGGCAAAGCCACCGUCCGAGUUAUUAUUUUGGCCGAUCCGAACGACCACGAGAUUUGCUUUGUGGAUGAUGAACCGUUUAGGGAACUGUCUCAACCAGAUUAUGAGAGCGAAAAAAUAUUGGAUAGACAAAUUCAGUUGGACAAAUCAUAAUUAACAUACCCCGCUCCUUACUCAAACGUCUAAAUUUUCAAAUUAUCGCAGUAUUUUAACCCGUUAUUAUUUAACCGUUAACCGUUUAAUUGUUAAAUAUAUUUGUAUAUUGUACUAA